Messenger RNA from Toxotes jaculatrix (banded archerfish), 5960 nucleotides. It is a transcript of the gene mid2, whose product is annotated as midline 2. The record is from RefSeq and is a predicted model, not a curated record. Lineage: Eukaryota; Metazoa; Chordata; Actinopteri; Toxotidae. The transcript has 12 exons. Bases 483 to 2789 code for a protein of 768 amino acids. Gene Ontology annotation, molecular function: zinc ion binding; protein binding.
GUCCCCCCCACCCCCCCUCCAGUGGGUUGGUCACGUGUCCUUGGGGAGCCUUUAGUUUGGGGACCACGUCGGUAGGGAGAGGGAGCGCGCCGCUGAGCACAGCCGAGUUGGACAGCAACAUCCUUAACAAGCGUUAAUGAUCCGGCGGCGGCGGAUCAACCAGAUCAGUUUUGUUCCGGGGCGUUGUCAUAUACACUCCACAGCGGUGUGUGAUACACAGAUCCGUAAGGCGCUGACACAGUGUAUGUGAUCCCUCAGUCACUCGUCAAAACUUCUGCGCUUACCAACUGUGAUCUUUACUGCGAGCGUCACGUUGUUGCCAUCCACUGCUACAAGUCGACACAAGGAGCUGUCAAGGCGGACCGAGUCCAUCAACGUCCACAGUGGUGCUGCUCUUUGCUAACUAGGCUGCCUCCAAGCCCACAGGUAAUUGGCCAGCUUCCGUGGGAUUUGAUGUCACCUUUAGAUUGGUUCAACUGAAGAUGGAAACACUGGAGUCUGAGCUGACCUGCCCUAUCUGCCUGGAGUUGUUUGAAGAUCCCCUGCUCUUGCCCUGUGCCCACAGUCUGUGCUUUAACUGUGCUCACCGCAUCUUGGUAUCUCACUGCUCCACCAGCAAGCCCCUUGAGUCUAUCUCGGCCUUUCAGUGCCCCACCUGUCGUUACGUCAUCACGCUGAAUCACCGCGGUCUGGAGGGCCUUAAGCGCAAUGUGACGCUGCAGAACAUUAUUGACCGCUUCCAAAAGGCCUCCCUUAGCGGCCCCAAUUCCCCCACCGAGAGCCGGCGCCUGCAGCCGCAGCGGCCCUACACCGCCACCAUUAGCGGUACAAUAGCUGGAACGAUUGGCGGCGGAGGUGGCACAAGUGGAAGUAGUGCCCGCGGCAGCCCGGCCACUUCCAGCCACUCCCACCCGCACGCCAACCACACCAAUCACGUCAACCACACCAACGCUAACCACAGCCCAGCUGUUGUUGCUAAAAUGGAUCCGCGCAUCAGCUGCCAGUUCUGUGAGCAGGAUCCGCCACGCGAGGCUGUCAAGACAUGCGUCACUUGUGAGGUGUCGUACUGUGACCGCUGUCUGCGUGCAACACACCCUAACAAGAAGCCGUUCACCAGCCACCGCCUGGUGGAGCCGGUGCCAGACACUCACAUUCGGGGCCUGACUUGUCUGGAGCAUGAGAAUGAGAAGGUUAACAUGUACUGCUUGGUGGAUGACCAGCUCAUUUGUGCCCUCUGCAAGCUGGUGGGACGCCACCGAGAGCACCAGGUCUCCUCACUCACUGAACGUUUUGACAAGCUCAAGGCUUAUCAGGUGAGCCCGGGCAGAGUGUCAGAUGCGGUAAUGGAGGCUUCAAAGACAAGCGCUGCGCAAACCCUGGAGAACAACCUGACCAACCUGGUGAAGAGGAACAGUGAACUCGAAAACCAAAUGGCAAAACUCAUCCAGAUCUGCCAACAGGUUGAGGUGAACACAGCCAUGCAUGAAGCUAAGCUAGUGGAGGAGUGUGAUGAGCUAGUGGAGAUCAUUCGCCAGAGAAAACAGGUCAUCGCUGUGAAGAUCAAAGAGUCCAAGGUGAUGAAAUUGCGCAAGCUGGCUCAACAGAUUGCAAACUGUCGCCAGUGUCUGGAGCGCUCCAGCGCCCUCAUCACACAAGCCGAGCAGAGCCUGAAGGAGAAUGACCACGCCCGCUUCCUCCAGACCGCCCGAAAUGUAGCAGAAAGGGUUGCCAUGGCGACGGCCUCCUCCCAGGUACUCAUCCCUGACGUCAACCUGAAUGAGGCAUUUGACAACUUUGCCCUGGAUUUCUCCCGAGAGAAGAAGAUUUUAGAAGGACUAGAUUACCUAACAGCUCCCAACGCGCCAUCCAUAAGAGACGAGCUGUGCACCGCCUCCCAUGACACCAUCACUGUUCACUGGACGUCCGAGGACGAGUUCAGUGUCACCUCCUAUGAGCUGCAGUACACCAUCUACACCGGCCAGACAAAUUUCAUCAGUUUGUACAACUCGGCAGACAGCUGGAUGAUCGUACCUAACAUCAAGCAGAACCACUACACGGUGCACGGCUUGCAGAGUGGCACCCGUUAUAUCUUCUUUGUCAAGGCUAUCAACCAGGCAGGAAGCCGCAACAGUGAGCCAGCCCGCCUGAAAACCAACAGUCAGCCCUUCAAGUUGGACCCAAAAACGGCUCACAAGAAGCUUCGUCUGUCCAACGACUGCCUGACCAUGGAGAAGGAUGAGAGCUCGCUGAAGAAGAGCCACACCCCAGAGCGUUUCAGCGGCACGGGCUCCUAUGGAGCAGCUGGUAAUGUCUUCAUUGAUAGUGGGUGCCACUACUGGGAGGUGCUGCUGGGAGCAUCCACAUGGUAUGCCAUUGGCGUUGCUUACAAAUCAGCCCCAAAAAACGAAUGGAGCGGCAAGAACUCAUCCUCAUGGGUGUUCUCACGCUGCAAUAACAACUUUAUGGUGCGCCAUGACGGCAAGGAGAUGCUGGUGGAGGCAAGCCUGCAGCUGAGGCGGCUGGGUGUCCUGCUGGACUAUGACAACAACUCACUGUCCUUCUAUGACGCCAUGAACUCCCAGCACAUUCACACCUUUGAAAUCUCCUUCCUCCUGCCCGUUGUACCUACUUUCAUGAUCUGGAACAAGUCAGUCAUGAUACUCUCAGGGCUACCCGUCCCCGACUUUGUCGAUGGUGUGGCCUCAGAUCUUCAAGAGCAGCAACAGCAGCAGAUGGGCCUAUGCCGACAAGAGUCUCCGUACUUGACCGGGAUGAAGACCUGCCACUGAGAAAGGUCCGCCGAUGGGUUAGGGUUAGGGUUAGAGUUACAGAGUCCACUCAGGCCCGGUGACUGAAAGGUUGACUGGGAGACAUUGACGGUGUGGCUGAGUUCUGCUCUAAUAUUCAUUACGAGUGGGCUAGUUGCUUUUUUAUGGCUUUAGAAAGUGAUGGAAAUAUGCACAUAAAUCUGGAAAAAUGUCAGUCCUGAUAGUUUGUAGCCAUCCAAUGCUUUUCAAAUCCAUCACUGAAUGGGAACAAGGUCUCUUGACUGUAAACGUCAGUGGCCAUAAAACUCAUCUGAUGCCCUGGAGGAGUCACUGGCGGAGAGAGCUUUCCUCUGUCAUGGGGCAGGGCAGGAUUCCUUGUUUUCUUGACCAUGUAAGGUCUUCCUUUUUGAUUUAUUUUCCUCUUGAUUUGACGCAAGGCAGAAGACCAAGGAGGGAAUAUUCUCAUUAUUUAGAGUUUGAAGUACAACAUGUGAACAGUGACAUUACUAAAUGUGUCAAACAACUGUAAAAGCAGAGGCUGCAAAAAAAAAAAAGAAUCUGUUGAUAAAAUUUUAGAUAUGAUGCAAUGAGCUGAAUUAACAGUUAAAGGAAUAGCAUAACAUUUUUGGGCAAUACACUUACUGAAAACAUUUAUUCUGUUAAAUGUGAAUGAGUUUUUACUGGGUGACCUAAAUACUACCAUCUUGCUAACACAAAUACAUGCUAUCUGUGGACCUUUUGUUUUGCAUCAAAAUCUUCUGGUGUCACUGUUCAUGUGUUGCACACUCAGUCGCUGCAAGUGGUCAUUGCUGAAGUCUUUUCCUUGGUCUUCCUCCUAGAUUUGACCCAGCAGCUUCCAAGUUUCAGGAAGUGUUAACGUUGCUCCCAGAUAUUAACAAGGUCGCAGGGGGUUAGAUUUGCAUCAUGUGACUACUCGACUUGUAUAAUAAGAGAUUUAUUGAAUACUAGAGGAAAAAGUGUUAUUUAUGACAAAAACAGAUGGUUUACUUUUAUUAUUAAUCUCAACAUAUUCUUGCACUUUUUAAUUAACACUAUUUCCCCUCUGUGAGUAUUUGAAUAGAUGGAGCUGAGUGGCAGGGUUGUAUUGGGGAGAGAAAGUGACAACUGGCACUACUGUUGGUUGUGUUCAGUCAUAUUUACAAAAUAAUUUAUGAUCAGUAAUUAAUGAUGGUUACCAGAUUAACCAUAAAAAUGUUUAUUGAAGUAAAAUACUUUUUUUCCACCUAAUUUGGUCACUCAAAGCACUUUGCAAUAAAACAGAAGUCUCUGCUGUAAAGUUAAAAAGGUUUUUUCUCUGUGCUUUGAACAUAACCAGCGACUUUCCCUCCCUAUUGGUCUUUUCAAUAGCAUAUAGUAAAUUCAUCUUCUUUAGAAAAGGGAUAUGAUUAUGAUGAUGUUUGUGCGAUUUUUAUCACAAUGAAAUGAUGCUAAACUAAUAGCUGUUUUAAAAAAAAAAAUCACUGUUUUCGACGAUUUCAGGGAAGGAGGGGUUAACACUUUAACUUGCUGUCUGUCGCAAUGUCAUGGCAUGAUUGUGUUUUCCUCUGUGAUUUGUUAACACGCGCGUGCAGACACACACACACACGCACACACACACAUACACACACACCAACACGUCAUGUUUCGUUUAGGUUGGCCUUGUCGUGGUAAUGCAUGAUACAUUGUAGGAUCUCACAACGGUUCACUUGCGUAAUUUACGUCGCGCUUUCAAGUUCACCAGAUCUUGUUUUCAUCAGAUACACACUCACCUGAACAGUUGCUUAAAACAGACUUGACCUCAGACUCUUCACUGUCACCCAUCACUAUUCAAAUAACAGCUGUAGCUGGAUCCAUUGCUUGCUUAUUAUUUGGAUUUGAAGGCCCAGUGUGGGUGGCAGUUUCUCUCUGGUUUGAUAUUCAGGUAGUGGCGCUGAUUCAGACAAUCAAAUAUGUAACAUAGUUUAUGCAGAUUCAAGAGGUUAUAGCAGGAAAAGUGGGAAGGGAUUGUGAUAAAGUGACACUUGAGGUUUUGUUGAAAAAAGCAGGUGAUUUGCAUACCAUCUUGUUAGAUUUGACAUGAAAAACUUGACACCUCAUAACCAUUUUUUACUCUCUUUACACAUCACCAGGUAUGUACUUGAUGUUGGAUGUCAUGUAACAUUUGUAUUGACGGGCUAUGAUUUGCGUGACUUGAAAAAACAGGCAUACCCUGCAACAUACACUGAUUUCAGUCAUUUGCUCGUAACCUAGGUUACGUACUGAUGCUUUAAAGCAAAGAUCCAGUGAUGUAAAACUCUCAGCUACAGGAAGGUAGUGAAAAUCUGACAUGUCAUGGCCUCCCAGUGUACCUUUCAACCUGUAGUGUUCAUUUAGGGCAAUUGUGUGACGCAUCCGUCAUGAUUAUUUGAUUGAGGUUUGACCAGGUGAUCCACUGGUCAAAGGUAACACAGUGGGAGCUCCAGUAUGAGAGGAAGGUUAUUUUUUAUGUCAGGGAGAUUAGUGAAUGUUAGCUGACUUCCAGAUAUCCACCCAUCUUGUUGAAUAAUGUCGGUCACAGGCUCGGCCAUGUGUUGAUUUGUGAUCCGGACUGACAAGCUCAACUCAUCUGUGCAAGUGUGCUUGGCUGGGUCACUGCAUGAUUAUGUGACCUUGCUGCAGGUUCAUAACUCUUUCCUUAUCUUCAUGAUGAGGUUUCUUAUCUCGAGUCGAGCAUAUUCUCUCUUUUUUUCCCAGAAAAGAAAAAAAAACAUGACAAGAAACGUUCGUUACCAUGCAUAUCAGAUCGUUUGCAGUGCUCUUUCUUUCUUUGUGUCACAAAUCAGUACAGUAAAAUAUAUACAGUGAAUGAUUUUCAAUAGCUACCCACUCCUUGUAGUGCAGUGUAAUACCCUAGAGACAAUGCAAUAGAUUCUCCUUUUUGCUUUUCUGUUUGUGUAACUUGGGAAAUUAUUUUUUACGACUCAAGAGAAACACGCUCCUCUCCUUUUGGCAUUUGGACCUUGAUAAACAGCACAAAAAGAGUAGCUUUGCUUUCAUGCAAGGCUUUCUGUUUCCAUAGAUAUAAUUUUAGCCAGAGAGGAAUGUAAAUCAUAGGGGAAAAUAUAUAUUAUAUAAAGUUGUAUAAUAUACAAAAUAUAUAUGAACCAAUGUUAUUUAUGUGAAUUUAAGUCCAAUUAAAAGUCUGAUCCCAGA